AAGCUAGUAAAGAACUUCUUCGAACCUUGGAAAUGAUGGAAAGAGAUAUUGAGGAAGUUGUAGUAUGGGUCCUGGUGGAAAAGAGAAAAAGAACUGCUUCAUUGGAUGUUGGGUCAUCAACUAAUGCUUUAGAGCCUGAAAAUGAAGUGAUUGUAGGAUUCGACGAAGAUGUAGAGACAAUAAUUUUCUGGCUCACUUGUUCAUACUUUUGGAGGAAUAGUAACAUUGAUGACAAGGUUUUGAAACCCGUUGAAAAUCAAGGGUUGAAACUAGAAGUUAUCCCACUUGUUGGGGAAGGAGGCAUAGGAAAAACUACAUUAGCCGAAAGAGUCUAUGAAGAUCCAAUUAUUAUUGCUAGCUUUCACAUUCGAGCACGGGUAGUUGUAUCUCGAGUUCAUAACCUCAAAGAGAUGCUCAUUGGUCUAUUACGUUGUAUUUCACCAAUCACUGGUGAAAUCUACAACACCAGUUAUGCUCAGAUAGCAGAGCAAUUAAGCAAAAGUUUGACGGGCCAGAAGUAUUUGAUUUUCCUAGAUGACAUAUGGACCACUAUAGCAUGGGAUGCCGUCCAAAGGUGUUUUCCAGAUAAUUCUAAUGGAAGUCGAAUCUUAGUAACUACUCGGUUCAUAGAGGUGGCUAAAUACUUAAGUGCAAAUCCCUACCAUGUGAAGUAUCAAAAUCUAGAGGAUUGUUGGGAAUUAUUUUCGAGGAAGGUGUUUGGGCAAAGUCAUUUUGUUCCAAAGGAAUUUGAGUUAAUUGGGAGACACCUUGUUAUUUUUUGCAGUGGAUUACCACUAGAGGUUCUUGUAAUUGCUGGACUUUUGGCAACGGUCAAGGAGUCGUUAGAAAUAUGGCGAGAUGUCAAGGAAACUUUGGAUGGAGUUCAUAUAGAUGAUAAUAAGAACAGAAUUUUGGUAACACUUUCAUUAAGCUACAAGUACUUACCUAGUCACCUGAAAGGUUGCUUUCAUUAUUUUGGUGUGUUUCCAGAAGACAGUGACAUUCCUGUUAAGAAACUAAUCAACUUAUGGGUUGCAGAGGGAUUUAUAAAGCCACAUAACAAUAUGAUUUUGGAAGAAGUGGGAGAGAGUUACUUGCAUGAUCUCAUUAAUAGAAGUCUUGUUCAAAUUAAUGAGCUAAGUAUUGACGGCAAAAUUAGAUCUUGUAAGAUUCAUGAUCGAGUGCAUGAGUUUUGUGUGAGCGAAGCGAAAAAGGAGAAUAUUGUGUGCAUUAUCAAUGACAAUCAUGCUCCAGAAACUAGUUGUUGGUUAAGCUGUCAAACAAGUCAUUGGCCAAUCACUCAAGUGAGUUAUGGGAAUUGCACUACCGAUAACAUCCGUUCCAUUCUUUGCUUUGGUAAAGAUGUAUAUAUACCUUUCAAAAUGCAGGUUGAUAUACCCAUGUUUGAAAAUGCUGAGAGUAUUGGAUUUAUCAUUCAUUAAAUACUCACAAGGCAUGCCUAGUGGAAUAGCGGAUUUGAUCCAUUUGAAAUAUUUGGCUUUAAGUACUAUUGCUUCUCUUUACAAGCUUCGAUUUUCCAAGCUUCAAAAUUUGCUAACUCUCAUAGUUACUUCAUGGAUGGAAAGUUUUCGUUUGAAACUGCCAUGUGAUAUUUUGGGUUUGCCACAAUUGAGGCAUUUGCGUGUUGACAAGAGAUGUUCGCAAUAUCUCCCUUGCUUCGUUCAAGAAAAUCUACAAACUCUUCAUUGGUUGAAAGUUGCUAGCUUUGACCAAAAAACAAACUUUAGAAUUGUUCCAAACCUGAAGGAACUAGGAAUUUACAUUGAAGGUCAACUGGCGCCAAGCUAUCUAAAGACCCUUGUCUAUUUACAUCAGCUUGAGAAGUUGAAAUUUGAAAUUGGAAGAGUUGAGCGCUUUUAUCUUCCAACUGGUUUUCCACCAAACCUUAAGAAGUUGACACUUCGUUAUACUUAUCUUCCAUGGAAGGAGAUGGACAUAAUUGGCAGGUUGGCGCACCUUGAGGUGCUUAAACUGAAAGAUUUUGCCUUCUGUGGCUCAGAAUGGGAACCAAUAGAGCAAGGCUUUCGAAGAUUAAAGGUACUUCUUAUUUCACGUUCUGAUCUCAAACAUUGGAAUGCAAGUUCUGAUCAUUUCCCGGUUUUGGAGCGCCUAGUCUUAAGAUAUUGCUGGGAAUUGAAACGAGUUCCAAUUAAUUUUGCAAAUAUUGGAACAUUGAAGUUAAUUGUUCUAGAAAGUUGUUAUUCUUCUCUUGUGAUUUCUGCAAACAAGAUUGAACAGAACCACCAGAAGAGGGAAGAUCGUAAACUUCAAGUUCUUGAUCUCGGAGCUAAGGUUGGUAUGCCAAUUAAUGAAGGGUCUGAAGAAGAAAGUGUUAAAUUGCCAAAUAAUGAGUGGUCUGAAGCAGAGAGUUUUAAAUUGCCAAAUAAUGAAAUCUGCGAUGAAGUAAAUCUUGAAUUUUCAUCUUAUCUGAGUCAUGAAGAAGAAAGGCCAAAAGCUUUAAGGAAGAAAGUGAUGAAUGCUUUGAAGAAGAAAGUAAUGAAAGCUUUGAGAAGAGAGUGACUGAAGAAUUCAAGAAAGCCAGGUUGUAAAAGGUUGUAAGGAUACUAUGUUGCAUAAGUAGA
Molecule: messenger RNA, 2603 nt
Organism: Ipomoea nil (Japanese morning glory)
Lineage: Eukaryota; Viridiplantae; Streptophyta; Magnoliopsida; Solanales; Convolvulaceae
Product: probable disease resistance protein At1g59620
Exons: 3
Coding region: 1312-2541 (409 amino acids)
Biological process (GO): protein folding
Molecular function (GO): alpha-tubulin binding
Source: RefSeq, a predicted model, not a curated record